Artibeus jamaicensis (Jamaican fruit-eating bat) is the source of this 1736-nucleotide messenger RNA. It is a transcript of the gene MORN1, whose product is annotated as MORN repeat containing 1. Gene Ontology annotation, cellular component: cytosol. The coding region runs from base 78 to 1562 and encodes 494 amino acids. NCBI's taxonomy places the organism in Eukaryota, Metazoa, Chordata, Mammalia, Chiroptera, Phyllostomidae. The transcript has 14 exons. The record is from RefSeq and is a predicted model, not a curated record.
GCGUCCGGCGGCCCCUUGCUUUACCGGGCCUCCGCUUAGGUGGGAGGGCGGUGGGAAGGGACCUAGGGCUGGAACCCAUGUCCCCCGAUCCUGGCCGGGCUCCCGCUACGAGCUUCCAUGAGCCCCGGGCGGCACCCGGAACCCUGAUCGCCCGAGGCCUUGGAAGGGGUCGCGCCUCCGAAUGUGCUGGUGCCUCUCCGGCCGUGCGGGGUUAUGGCAUCUACACAUUCCCGAAUUCCUUCUUCCGUUAUGAAGGGGAGUGGAAAGGAGGGAAGACCCACGGCCGUGGGAAGCUGCUGUUCAAGGACGGGAGUUACUACGAAGGCGAGUUUGUGGACGGGGAGAUCUCGGGCGAAGGCUGCAGGCUCUGGGCGGCGACAGGGAACACCUACUCUGGUCACUUUGUCCUGGGAGAGCCGCAGGGCCACGGCAUCAUGAAGUACGGAGCUGGGGGUUAUUACGAGGGAGCGAUGUUCCACGGCAUGAGAGAAGGACUCGGGUGUCUGGUGGACCAGGACGGGAACGUGUACCGAGGGUCCUUUCACAGCAACAAGCAGCACGGCCAAGGGCACGUGGCCUUUCGGAACGGUGACACGUAUGACGGCGACUGGGUCCGGGGCCAGCGUCAGGGCCACGGGGUGCUGCGCUGCGCGGACGGCUCCACCUACGAGGGACAGUGGCACAGUGAUGUCUUCAGUGGCCUGGGCAGCAUGGCCCACUGCUCCGGGGUCGUCUAUCGGGGCAUGUGGAUCAACGGCCACCCAGUGGCGCGAGCUGCGAGGAUCGUGAUUCUGGGCCCGGAGAUGACGUGCGUGGCCGCCGGCUCCUCGUUCCCGGUGUGCGUUCAGCUGCAGCAGGAGGACGGGGCCGUGGCCGAGAGCGAGGAUGGCCGGGUGCUGAGGGUCUCGGCGGGCGUCAGAUACGUGCAGCUCCCGGCCCACUCGGACGUCUGCUUCUUCCACGUGGACCAGGACAGGCGGGAGGCGCCCAUCCAGACCCCAUUUGGGUUCGAGUGCAUUGCCUACCCGCUGUCCAGCGCCUCCCUUGGCAGCCCGGAGCCCAGAGCCGCCCCGGAAAGCACCAGAGACCUGGGGGCAGCGCUGACGUCAGACGCCUUGCAUGGCCGGGGGGACACCCCCGGUGACCUGCCUGCAGGGGGACGCAGUGCCUGCUGCCCGGAGGACUGCCGGCGGGUGGAGCGCGGCCGUGCCGAGUUCCUGGACAUCCGCCUCGGGCCCCCUCCGCCCGGGUACCACCCCAUCCCGUUCCUGGACUGCCUGAGUAAGAAGGCGAGCAGCAGGCCCGGGGGCGACCUGGGCCCCAGGACAGGGGCGCCCACUGUGCGGGACCCACCCGGAGGCAGCAGGCCCGACGGGGCGGCCGGGGCAGGGCCGAGGACGGAGGCCUUCCCAGGGGACUAUGUCAUCAUGGUCCAAGACGUCACCGCCCCGCCGUUCCUGGGCCACACUCUGCCCACGGCCUUCCAACACCUUCGGGUCUCUGUGAAGGGGCCUGGUCAGCAGCCCCCCGUCCCCGGAGAAGACCCCAAAGCCCAGAACUAGGAGGGCCACCAGCCACGGAGGAUGGUGUCCCUGCAGGAGACCCCUCGUUUUGGAGAGGACAGAGGCUGCCUCUGCUUCCCUGGGCACUGCCCCUUCUGCCUCCCUCCGUAGUGAGUCAGACUGGGGGCCGAGGAGCCCCACACGCACCCCAGGGCCGCCGGCUUUAAUAAAGUG